GCGGUGCCAGCGGCGUCAGCCAGCUCGGCUUUCUAGGCUCGAGGCGCGGCUCCACCAUGGCUCCCAAGGGCGGCUCCAAGCAGCAAUCUGAGGAGGACCUGCUCCUGCAGGAUUUCAGCCGCAACCUCUCGGCCAAGUCCUCCGCGCUCUUCUUUGGGAACGCCUUCAUCGUGUCCGCCAUCCCCAUCUGGUUAUAUUGGCGAAUAUGGCAUAUGGAUCUUAUUCAGUCUGCUGUUCUCUAUAGUGUGAUGACCCUAGUAAGCACUUAUUUGGUAGCCUUUGCAUACAAAAAUGUGAAAUUUGUUCUCAAGCACAAAGUAGCACAGAAGAGGGAGGAUGCAGUUUCCAAAGAAGUGACUCGAAAACUUUCUGAAGCUGAUAAUAGAAAGAUGUCUCGAAAGGAAAAGGAUGAAAGAAUCUUGUGGAAGAAGAAUGAAGUUGCCGAUUAUGAAGCUACAACAUUUUCCAUCUUCUAUAACAACACCCUAUUCCUGGUCUUGGUCAUUGUUGCCUCCUUCUUUAUAUUGAAGAACUUCAACCCCACAGUGAACUAUAUUUUGUCCAUAAGUGCUUCAUCAGGCCUCAUCGCCCUCCUGUCUACUGGCUCCAAGUAGACCAUGUCCGCUUUGCCCCCUGGCUUUGUAUCUACGGGUGGCCUGUGGUAUAUGGAAAAGUAGCAGGGUGGUCAGAGUGAGAGACACACAAGAUGUUUUUAUAGUCUGCAGUUUGAGGGUUUGAAAAACCCAACAAAAUGUAAUUCAGUAUUUGUGUAUUGGCUCUUUUUUGACAGAUUGUUGAAAUUAAAGGAAUUGGAAAGGAAACUCCGAGUACCAGGACAUUUAUUAAAAGAUGACACAAACAUCCCACAGGCUACCAGUUUGGCAACCUUGCUGUUCUACUGACUGGAAUAAUUGGUGGAUUGAGGAUACCAAGGAAGGAGAGCAGUGAGGGGAGAUGAGCCCUGGAUGUGAAGGGCCUGCCUGCUGAGAAGCCUGGAUUUCUCUGAGGAGGUGAUGGGGAGCCUCAGAAGGGAGAACAUUGCUUCUCUCCACCUUCUAGGUGGAAGUGGGGUGGAUGGGGGCCUGUGCAGGUGAUGGCUGCCUGCCUGCAGCUGUGGUUUAUCCUCUCCAGUCGGCCAUUUAUUGAGGCUCUGACUUGUAUGUUCCCUCCAGUUUACGCAUGGCUGAGGCACAUUCCAUCCCUUAGAGCAGCUGGCUUCUCGUGCCCAUUAGAACUUUCCUUUAACCACUGUUGGCACUGCACACUUCCUGUCCUGCCGCCAGUCCCACCACAGCUGGGUGCCCCCAGCUGCCCAGUCACAACGGGUGGAAGUUUGCUGGGCUGGCCGGAGGUGGGAGUGGAAAGGGGGAGGGGAUGAUGGAGCCUCCAAGUAGCAGCCUCCCAGCUUGGGUAGCAUCCCUAUUAUCUUACCUUUUGAGCAUCUCUUAACCGCAUCCUGCUAUCAGCCUGAGCCUUGCUAGGGAGGAAAUGCUUUGAGAAGAUGAUGGACUCCGGAGUUUUCGUCUGAAAUACAUCUUUUGCUACCUAGAGUACUCCCACAACCCAGGAGUUACCUCUUUUUACCGUUCCCAGGCAGUAUUAACUCCCCCUGGGAUGGCAGUGGUCACUAUUCGCAUGAUAGGAAUCUCAGUUCCUCCCUUUUCUGGCUGAGCCAUCAGCAAGUCCUGUCUGUGUCCAAAGCCUGUGGAAUCCAUCCACUUCACCUCUGUAGCCGCCAUCCUAGCUAAUCCAAGCCAGCAUCUCUCAUCACCUGGACAACUGCCUUUGCCUUUCUUCAUUCCACUUUCUACAAAGCAGCCAGCACAGUCUUUAAAAAUUCAAAUAACAGCAUGUCCUUAAAACGCUCCGAAGGAUUUGUUGCACAUACAACAAAACUAACCUUUUUAGUGUCCUUUGAAAUCCAUCUCCUGCCUGACUCCACUUUAAUGCAUCCACUGUCCCUUUUGCUCACUACAUGUUGGCCACGUUAGCCUUAGGCUGGCAGUUCCUGGAAAAAGCCAAGUUCCUAAUGGUCUCCAGGCCUUCGCACUGUUCUCCACUGUGUCUGGAAUGCUCUUGCUUGGGUUUUUCAUAUGCUGCGUUCUCCUCUUUUGGACUUCAGGAUACACCUAUCCCAGAGGGGCCUUUGGCACAAACAUUAUCUGAAGUAGGCCCACCCAUUUCUCAGUCUCUGUUACAGAAUCCUCUUUAGUUACCUAAUAGUCCUCACAUUUUGAAAUUAUUUCAUGUUUAUUAUGUGCUUCUCCCACUGGAAUGUAAACUCCUUAAAGCCUGGACAGUAUCUUUGUCUGUUAUGGUGUCUCCAGUGCCUGGUGCAUAGUAGGCUCUCAAAGAUCUGAAUGAACUAAGGGAUAGAUUGAUUUUUUUUUUUUUUUUUUUUAUCUGAUUCACUCUUAGCCAGCCCGUGAUCUCAUGAGGGCAGAGGCCAGUUCUUUGCUCAGUACCUUCCAUGCCUAGCGUGGUGCCAAACAUACAAUACAUACUAAAUAACUGUUAAUGGAAUUGAAAUCAUUGAAUUUCAGUUGCGUACAGACUGUUCCUCUGUUCCCUCCUUGUCACCGUGUAGUCUUAUCUUUUCCCAGAACAUCAGUGAAAAUAAGGUAGGGGUGACUUUCAUAAGAAGGAGCAUUCCCCAUACGGGAUGGAACCCCAUAGAAUUCUGGGAGGAGUUGGGGGGCUGGAGAGGUUCUUCAUAGCAGGGGCAGCUGCACAGCCCUAAGAAAGUGAUGAUGGGAAGGAGGUUGGCACCAUUUAUCUCCCAGCAUAUUCUGGGCUAUUUGCCAAAAGGGUUUUUUAAAAAUGUUUUAAGUUUAAUCAAGUUUGUUCACACCUCCAUGGGUUUCCUUUUGGAAGGGUUAACGGGGCUUGUUUCAGGGAUGGGCAGGCAGGGGAGACCUUUCUGUUCCCCAGUGAGCAGUAGGAAAAUAGACAACCAUACCUGUUGUGGCAGGUGCUGGCUGUGGCAAGAGUAGUGGGCAGGGUCCUUAGGACCCUCAGGGCUGAGCGUGGGGCAGGCUCAGGACUGAGGUAUGGCCUUUGGGGCACGGGAUGGUCACAGCAGCCAUUAACCUCACCCUCUCCACAGAUAAAGCCCCCAGGAACAUCUCUCUCCCACUUUCUCUCUCACUACCGAUGCAGGCUUCUACCAAAUCCAAUCCACUUCUUCCCCAGGGAAGGUGGUUAGUCCUGAAUUUGCUGCUAGAAAGAUGUGAUCCUGGAAAUCCAAAAUAGAAUUUUGAGCCUAUAUCCUCUUAAAAUGUGGGAAACAUUCAUUCAACAGGUAUUUGAUUGUUGACUAAGAGACACAGUAUGCUAGGAACUGGAAAAUCGGUGGAGAUGCCAGAAAGUCUCUGACCUCCGGGAGCUCACAUUCCAGUGGGGAGACAGCAUGCAUCAGAAUCACCAAGAGGGCUUGUGAAACAGUUACUGGGUGCCAUCCCGGAGUUCGUGACUCAGAAGGUCUGGAGUGGGGUCUGGGGAUCUGCAUUUCUGCAAGCUUCCAGGUGCUGCUGCUGGUUCAGGGAUCAGGCUUAUUGUAAAAACUUGAUGUAAAAUUUACCCAGUUAAAGUGUAUAAUUCAGUAAUUUUUCAUAAGUUGAUCAUGUGCAACCAUCACCAUUGAUAGUGAAUCCCGUUUGUACCUCCACUCCCAGCAAACCUCUAAUCUAUUUUGUACCCCUAUAACUUUUUAUUACUUCCAGACAUUUCAUUUAAAUGGAAUCCUAUAACCUGGAUCUUUAAGUCUGACUUCUUUCACUUAACAUAAUGUUUAUAAGGUUCACCAUGUUCUAGCACGUAUUAAUAAAUAUUUCUUUUAUUGCUGAACAGAAUUCCAUCAUGUGGAUGUAGGACUACACUUUGAGAAUCACUGCUCUGGUUCCACUGCCUACUGUCCUUAUUCAGGACCUCACCUUCUCUCUCCUGCACAACUGUUUUUCCCACCUCUUGAGUGGAUUUUCUCUCCUUUUCCCCCAUACAUCUGUCACACGUCAACCAGCAAUGUUUCCAGAUGUAAAUCUCAUCAUGUCACUUGCCUGGUCAGAAGUUCUUCAAUAUAAUCAUUGUCCUGUGAGACGAAGCUCUCAUUUCUCACCCUGGCAAACUUACUAGAACGCCGUCUCUCCAGCUUCAGGUCUUCUCAUUCCCUGCCUUGAAAUUCGGGGUGCAGUAGCACUGAACUGUUUGUAAAUCCUUUCCAUCCCCAAACAUCAUGCUGUUUUCCUGCCCCUCAAGCCCUCGGCUCAAGUGUGCCCUCGACCUGGAAUGUCCCUGUGCCUCACUAACACCUACUCAUCAUUUGAAACUCUUCAUAGAUGCUUCACUGCUUUCUCCCAGAGUCCUUCCCUUUGAAUCCCAGGUGGGGUUAGCUCCUGCACUUAAGACUUCCAUGAUCCUCUGUGCCCUUCUCAAUUAUUUUAUUACAACACUGUAUUAAUCUAUUCUCUUGCCCACCAGGCUGUGAGAUAUUUGUUAUUUGCACUGGGAUGCUCAGCACCCAGCCCAGUACCUGUACAUAGUAGGUGCUUAUUACAUGUUUGUUGAAUAAACACAGAUGUGAAUGA
Lynx canadensis (Canada lynx) is the source of this 4583-nucleotide messenger RNA. RefSeq names its product signal sequence receptor subunit 3 (gene SSR3). Lineage: Eukaryota; Metazoa; Chordata; Mammalia; Carnivora; Felidae. Gene Ontology annotation, cellular component: endoplasmic reticulum; membrane. The record is from RefSeq and is a predicted model, not a curated record. The transcript has 7 exons. Bases 57 to 614 code for a protein of 185 amino acids. Gene Ontology annotation, biological process: SRP-dependent cotranslational protein targeting to membrane.